AUGAUGUUCCGGCCCUUUUCCCCUCCCCCCUCUACCUCUCUCUUCCCUGUUUUCCUUCUGCUCCUCCCUUUCCUUCCUCCAUCCCUCGUCUCGUCUUCCCUUUCUCACACCCCUUUGAGCUGGACUUCACCUCAUGACCCCUGCUACUACCUAGACGGCCGCCCCCGACACUGCCUAUCAGAGUUUAUCAACGGCGCUUAUGGCGUCCCAGCCAAUGCUAGCCAUUCACUACAAGGGCCCGAUUAUGACAGCAACAUCACCACCUUAACGGACCUCCACAACCCACACAACCUCACCUGCUGGAUGGCUCGUGGAGGUCCUGACACCGGAGAAUGGGUCCUCACUCUUCCUCUGGGUCGACGCUUUGAGAUCACCUACAUAAGUUUGCAGUUUUGCCAACAGGGGGAGCCAUCAGACCCCAUCUCCAUCUCCAUACUCAAGUCCAUGGACUAUGGGCGCACCUGGAGGCCGAUGCAACACUACUCCAGCGACUGCCUUGGGGACUUUGGGCUACCCUCCCAGACGGUCGCCCAGACAAGGCACCAAGAGACGGAGCCCCUCUGCUCCGACCCUCGCCCUCUCCAGAAGCAGAGGGGCGGCAUGGUGUUGGCCUUCUCAACCCUCGACGGACGGCCUUCCUCUCCCGAUUUUGACCACAGUCACACCCUUCAGGACUGGGUGACAGCCACGGACAUCCGUGUGGUCUUCCAUCAGGUGUCCAAAGACAACUCGGAUAAGAGAGAGGAAGCACGGCGACGUGAUGGUGCAGAAGAUGACAUAAGAACGGGGCUUCCGAGGUGGAGAUCAGGCUCCAAGGGGCACACUGAAGAUCAGGUGGACAGGUUAAAUACAGAUAAUACACUGGCAUUUUUUGAGAGGGAGAACAAAAACUCAGGGAUAAGGGGGAGGAACAAAGGGGAGAAAGUGGACAAACAUGGAAGGAAGGGUCAUUAUAAAGGGUCAGGUCAAGACGAAGAUGGACACAACGUGACGAGCAAAGAAGGGGGUGAUAGUUUAAGCACAGACAUGCUCGCUUCUUCAAAGAAAGGUGGGAAAGCCAGAGGGCAAGGACGCAAGAAGGAAAACAAUCAUUGGCUGCCUUGCCCCAAUGGUGGUUGUAUUUGGACAGUUGAGGGGCGGAGCAGGAACAACAAGGGGCGGGAACUGAGGAAGAGGAGGAACAAUAAUCUCAAAACAAGACAAAGCUCCAGGAAUCUGCAGGUGGCCCCACCCUCUGCUGUCCGAGCCCCUCUGGCCCUCUCGGACCUGCAAGUUGGCGGCAGGUGUAAAUGCAACGGACACGCCUCCAGGUGUCGCCGUGACAACACGGGCCAGGCUGUGUGCGUGUGCGAGCAUCACACGGCUGGGCAAGACUGUGAUGUGUGUGAGGAUUUCUACUGUGACAGACCCUGGCAUCGGGCUACACCCACGCACCCAAACCCCUGUGUUGCCUGCGAGUGUAACGACCACUCAAACAAGUGCCGCUUCAGCAUGGAGGUGUUUCAGCAGUCGGGCCGGCGGAGCGGAGGCGUGUGCCAGAAGUGUCGCCACCACACGGCCGGACGCCACUGCCAGUACUGCCAGAACGGAUACACCCGCGACCAAAGCAAGCCGCAGAACCACCGCAAGGCCUGCCAACCAUGCCUGUGCCAUCCUUUGGGAGCAGUGGGUCGCUGGUGUAACCAGACAUCGGGUCAGUGUCUGUGUCGAGAUGGGGUGACCGGCCUCCGGUGUAACCGUUGCGCCCCGGGAUACAAACAGGGCAAGUCCCCUCUGCGGCCCUGCAUACGAAUUCAAGAGGUCGUUCCGACCCCAGUGUACCAACCUCAGUACAGCAUAGCGGAGGAGUGUGUCUCAUACUGCCAGCCUUCUCAGGUUAAAGUCAGGAUGAACUUGGAGACAUAUUGUCUCAAGGACUUCGUGCUGAAGGUGCAGGUGAAAGGGAUGGAGCGUUCAGGUCCCUGGUGGCAGUUCUCCAUCUCAGUCCAUACUGUUUUCCGAACGGGGUCCACCUCUCGCAUUCGCAGGGGCCCCCAGUCUCUCUGGGUCCCAGACCGCGACCUCGGCUGCGGCUGUCCCGCCCUCCACGUGGGCCGGACCUUCCUCUUGAUCGGUGCGGAGGAGGGGGAGCGGGGAUGGAGCCCCGAGGAGAGUCGCCUGGUGGCGGACCGCUCCACUCUGGCCCUCCAGUGGCGGGAACACUGGAGCCCCAAACUGAGGGGCUUCCGGGGGCAGGACAAGAGGGGCCGCUGCCCGCCUAAACACCAGCGCCACCAUUACAGGGAGCCAACGAAGCCCCAGUCUGGGUACAUCCCCCCUCACCUGCUGACUGAGAAAGAGCCUCUCAGUGUGGACACACACUCUGUGAAAGUGGAGGACGCUCAAACCUCAGUGGUGCCGCACACACACUCUCACACAGAAGCAGAUGUUAAACCCACAGAGGUGACCCCCUCGCCAUAUACACACACUCUGGUGUGCUCUACUCAAGGUCCAGGCUGA
Cyclopterus lumpus (lumpfish) is the source of this 2499-nucleotide messenger RNA. It is a transcript of the gene ntn5, whose product is annotated as netrin 5. The record is from RefSeq and is a predicted model, not a curated record. Bases 1 to 2499 code for a protein of 832 amino acids. Lineage: Eukaryota; Metazoa; Chordata; Actinopteri; Perciformes; Cyclopteridae. Gene Ontology annotation, molecular function: protein binding. The transcript is spliced from 6 exons.